Molecule: messenger RNA, 6084 nt
Organism: Clunio marinus
Lineage: Eukaryota; Metazoa; Arthropoda; Insecta; Diptera; Chironomidae
Source: the annotation of a GenBank genome assembly
GAAAACCCUACAAACUGUACAGUUUUGAACAAUAAUUUUUCUUCUGAAUUUAUUGAUGUUUGGCAAGGAUUUUUAAAGUGGAUAAAAAAUAGAAAACACACUAAAAUUCAGUUCAAUUUCGAAUAAAUUAUAUUCGCAACAAGAGAUAUUAUUGGAACAAGUUGGAAUAUCCAAGAAUUUAAACAAAUUUAGACGGUGAAAGUAGAAGAUAAGGAAAAUUCUUGAAAGCAUUGAUUGGAGUACAACACAACGUGUUUACAUUGUCGAAUAAGAAAUUACAUCAGAUUUUACAUUCUUAAAUGUGUUCGUAAAAACCUUUCUAUAGAAGAAAAAAUACUCACAGUCACGUAGACAUACCGGAACGAUAUCAAAAAAAAAAAAAUAGGAAGAAGAAAAGAAAACAGAAACUCGAAAUAUAAAUUCUUCUCUCUCCUUUUUCUCUCUUCGUUGAAAUUACGAGGAAAAACAGGGAAAAGUUUAUUUUCUUCGUUUCUUUUUUGCGAAGUUUAAGCCGGUGAUUGUAAGAGAGAAAAUUUUGUACUUGAGAAAGAAAAAGAAGCAGAAACUUGCCUCGAAGGAAAAGAAAAGUAAAGCAGAAGGAAAUUUCCCACAUAUCGAGAGUGAGAGAAAAAAAAAAAGUUGAUUAUAGCGAAGCGUCUUGGUAUUUCAAAACUGCGUAGUAAGCCACCAAUAAAAAAAGAGCAAAAUUGACAGAAAAAAAAGUUUCACCGUGAGAAUUUCCAUCUCAGUGUUCGAUAACGAAAGCUUAAGUAGUACAAGUGAUAAGAUCUAUUAAAAGAAGAGAAGUGAGCGAAGAAGAGCUUGCCAAUACACAAUAAGAGAAAAUUUUCAAUUUGAUAAUAAGAAAUAGAAUUGAAUUUCUCAGUAGACGAAGUGCUGCAAGCCAAGGAAAAAGUAUCAACAGAGAAGCACUGAAGACAGAGAGAAAAAGAAGAAAAGUCCGCGCCUUUUAAGAAUAUAAAAAUACAAAAACUUAGUGCGCAAUAGAUUCAAAGCUUGACGAAUCUUAACUAAACAGUUUGUAAGAGAAAUUAGCCGGUUCACAUGUUAAAUUAUCGACUAGUGUCAACACAUUUCUUGAAACAACCAUAAGAAACUUUUUUGUGGGUAUUCCGAGUUCUUGAAAAGUUCUUCGAAUAAAAUUUCAUCAUCAAAUUGUCGAGUUAGUAGAGAAGAAUAGAAAAUUAAAAUAAGUGAAAAUGUGCAGAGAUCGCGAUAUGCUUUACGUAGUGAAAUAAAAAAAUCUCUUUUUAAUUAAUCAUCGAAUAUAAACAAAUAAGUAAAUAUAUAUAUAAUAUCAACAAAGGAAUAGCAAGCUUGAGGAGAUAAGGCUAUUGCUGUUUUCAUAUCAUCAAUCACACUACUUAGAUAAGCGAUUCAUCAUCCCGAAGCGCACUUCCCUAUUUCUUGAACUUAUCUACAAUUUGUCUGAUGACCACAACAUCUCGAUUACUUUAAAAUCAUUCGAAUUCUUUCAUCAAUUUGAGAGUAAAGAAAGAAAAAAAUUCAUCGAAACUUUGGAACAAAGAAAACAUAAUUCCAAAGUUGUAAACAAGUGAAAUUUUUGUUUACCGACAAAAGAGCAGCCAAAAAAUAUAAAAGUUUACUGAUAACAAGUAUCAGCAAAAAAAGAAGCAGCAGUUUGCAAAAAAGAAAAAACAAGAAAAUAAAAACUUCGACAGUAACAACGCUUCGUUCGUUGAUUAUUUAUCGUUACAACGGAGGAUCAGCAGCAAAAAUUUCGUUCAAAAUUGAAUCACUGGCGAAAUCUUGUUGGGAGUCAAUUAUUGCGUGUGUGUGCGGCAUGCGUCGUCCAUCAACUGAGCAAACCGAAGGCGAUUUGAAUCGUCUCACCACAUCAGCGUCAAUUCGAAGUAGCGAAAGCUUGAAUUCGACACAUCAAACAAUCAUUAAGAAGACAAACGUCAAUAAUAAUGAUAAUAAUAAUAACAAAAGCAACAACUCAUCCAAUUAUUUGCCAAAUAUCAUAAUUGCAAAUGCUGAAUAUCAACAAUGUCGUAAGCGUAAAGAUCGACAUGAUAGCAUUUCCUCAUUGACGCAAGAUCGUAAAUUAGUUCGAUCAAAUAGCGAGGAACAUGUGCCGAGUUGUCAAGGCGAGGUGAUGCGUCGCGUGUCAUCGCAUGAAGAUUUCAAAAAGCCCUCGCCACUCAAAGAACACAACGACAAAGAAGAAAAAUCCGUGAAUGACGACGUGAAAUGUUUACAAUCAGUGAAAGAAGAGAAUGCAAAUGAUCAAUCAAAUUGUGACGAAACGACGACGACAACGGCAUCGACUAAAAAUAAGUUGAUUGAUUUGUCGCCAUCGCAGCAGCAAAUUCCUUUACGAUUACCGUCAAAUAAUAGUAUUGGAGGUGAUUUGUUGGAUGAACAUGAACGUCGUCGCAACACGGAGAGAUUCCUCAAAACGAAGUCACCAUCAGGACGUAAAUCACCAAGAAAGUCAUCACGUAAAUUAUCGCCAAAGCCAUAUUCAGAUCAUGAUGAGAAUGCUUAUCGAUUAUCGCCGUCAUAUUACUGUGAUGAUCAAGAUCGACGUGGACGUUCCGAUACCUCAGAAGAUGAAGUUGAUCAAAUUACGCCAAUGACACGAACACUUUAUCCAUGGGAACAUUCCGAUGACAAGCCUGUUGUUUGUCAAAGAUUUGCUGAUAACACAUUUGAUCACGUUCAUCAUUCAUCACUCACGAAGUUCAUUAAGCACGAUCAUGAUCCGAUCGAAUACACUGCCAUUAUCGACGACGACGACCACUAUUCGACCAUUAACAACAAUCUUUUAUUGUCGUCAGUCGAUAAGAAACAAUAUCGAAAUUUCAUGAAUGCUGAAGACAUCAAGACGCGCGACAUCAUGCAAAAAAGUCAUUCACCUGUUGGUAUUUAUCAAACACCUGAUGAACGUGUUCGUCAAAUAAAUAAACGUUUGACAUCAUUGAAGAAAAAAGUUUCCAUUUAUGAAGAAGAUUUUGAAGAGAAUUAUGGUUACCGGCCAUCUCAUGCUGAUAAGGCAAAUGAUAAGAAUAUCAAACACUACAUUGCAGAAAUACAUAAACUACGUAAAGAGAAAAGUCAGAUAAAAGUGGAUCCGAUAACCGCAAUGGGGUAUAAAAAUAAAUUUGAUGAUUCAAUUCCAGCGGAGAAGAAACUGACGAAAGUUAAAGAUACACUUGAAGACAUUGAAAAGCGACUUGAAGAGAAGCGGAACGAGGAACAACGUUCUGAAUUAAUUGAAGACAUGACCCCUGAUCAAUUGGUGGAUGAAAAGACGUCAGUUCAACGUGCGCUUCUGUAUUUUGAGUCAUUGUUUGGGAGACCAGGAACACCUGAUGAGCGUGAUGCAGCGAGGCCAUUGUACGAUCGUUAUCGGCUAUUGAAACGUCUUGUUAGUCGAAACAAUUCAAUAUCGGGGGCGAUUUCUGAUUUACCGACGAUAAUGGAGAAUGAAGCACUUGCUUUGUCAGGAAUGGUGUCACCAUCAUCGACAGAUUUCUCGCCACCUUCCGUACACUCAACAUUGCAAUCCCCAUCUGAUAGUUCAACGUCAACAUCAAUUGACACAAAUCCGAACAUUUCAGUGACAGCUUUCCAGGAAAACUUUCAACUGCACUCGAUGACGGUGAAAGAACUUUAUGCACAUUUCGACAUGGUUCGUGAAGAGAAAAAGCAGUUGAGACGAAUAAUUAAAGAAUUUGAACAUAACUUUGAGGAAAUUAAUGGUCGGAAAAUGUUGAAAUCAGACAGAAAUGCUAUCGAAGAUACUUAUUUAUUGUACAAACAGAAAAAAGCUAAAUUACGACUUCUUGAUGCGCUCGUUAAAAAACAAACCGCAAACUAAGCUAAAAGAUUUUUUUUUAUUUACUUUCGUUGAUAAACAAUUGAAAUCCCUUUUCUUACAUUGAAAUAACGAAAAGAAAGAAAAAAGAGGAAAACUUCUCAAAGUCGUGUCCCUUCUGUGAUAAUUUGACGAUUAAACAGACCUCUUGAGUAACCAUUUUCGAGCCUUUUUCGCUUUUCAUUUUUUACUUAAAACACAGAAAGGAGCAAAAAAAAAAGAAAAUUUUCAAUGUUGAGCAUGAAAACAAUCCGAAAAGUUAAAGUCACGUUUCUGUGAAAGAAGAAAAAACAACAAAAAAUUUUCAUGAAUUUUCAUUUCUGCUUUAUUAAUAAGUUUAAUAAUUAUUGAAACAUCAAUUCGGAAAGUAAUUUUUGUAACUUUACAAUAAAAUUUAGUCACAAUGAAGGCUUCAAAUGAACCAAAAGUUUAAAUAAAUAUUAAUUCAUUGAGAAUCAAGUCGAUAUUUUUACACUACUUAAAACAAAUUAAAUCGUGAAAUGAGAAUAAUUAAAAUUAUUAAACUUUUCUUUUUUAAUUCUAUAUUUAAAGUCACGUAACAUCUAAAAAUAUACGACCAGAAAUCACUACUUAAAUAUUUUAUGAACAUCGUUACUAACUAACGUAAGAAGUCAAACAUUAAAACAUUCUAAGCUUGGAAAAGGAAAAGAAAAUUGAAAAUUAUUUUGUUUUCUUUUAAAAUGUCAUAAGCGAUAUUAAAGUUAAAAAGUUUUUCUUUUUGUUUUUCAUUUCUCACUAACAAAGUUGUGCAGUCAUUAAUUUGCAAAAAUUUUAAUUGUUUUGUUUUGCGGGGGCGCAUGUGAGAGAAAAAGGUAAAAAUAUGCUACAAUUGUGAUUGUAUCAUGCAAUAAGUUCUUCUUUAAGUUUUCUUGUCUGAUGAAGGUUUUAAACUAUGAGACGAUUAUUGGAAACUUUUAUUCUUUUUAUCUUCUUUUCAUUAAAAAUGACAUGAAUUUUGUUAACAGUUUCCUUACUACUUACAUACUUUCAAUAUGAUAUUUUUCUUUUUAUUAAAUUUAAUAUUAUUACUACUAGAUGCUACUAUUAUUAUAAUUAUUAUUUCAGAUGUAAUCUAAGAGUAAAUAAAUAAUUAUGUAGUAUUACAUCUUACACAUAUAUAUUUGCAUCUACUUAUGCCUCUAGAGAUUGAUUUAUUGUAACAACAUCAGUUAAAAGAAAGAAAUCAAUUUCCUUAAAAAAAAGACUUAGAAAAGUUAAUCAAAGAAUGCUUAAAGCAUCGAAAAAAAAAAAAGAUAUUCACAACAUCAUCAUUAAAUGAUUUAAAAUAAAUGCAGAAAUUUGGGAUAAAAAGAUUGACUUAAAUAUAAAAGUUUAUGUUUUCUAAUGCUAGUUUAUGAUGGUACAUAACAAUUUUUAAUAAUAUUAUCACCAUGGAAAAGAAAGAUUAAAAUGCGCUAAGCGCAAUAAAUACAAAUUUAGAAUUAAGGAUUUAACAAACAUCAUAAAAUUAUUAAGAAUCACUUGAAAAAUUUAAUGUCAUGUAGAAAUUUCACUUUUUUUGUCUUUCUUUUUUUGACUUUAAGCGAUUACAAAAUUGAUUGUCUUGUAAGAGUGUCAUUCAAUGCAAUUCAAGUUAAGAAUAAGUUUCGCUCUCAUCAUGACGAUAUUUAUCUUAAAACUUACUCGUGAUCGAAACGUUUUACUCAAAAGAAAAAAGAAGCGUGAAAAUUUCAUUAAUAUUUUUGCAUUAAAAGUAAAUAAAAAAUGUUCAUCAUUAAUUCAAACAGCAAAUGAUACGAUUUUUAUGGAUGACAUUAAAUGUAAACUUUAUGGUCAUUUUUUUGUAAUUGAAGUCAAAAAUACUUACAAAAAAAAACAAAAAUGUGGAAAUAAAAAUUUAAUAGAAAAAAGAAAAUUGUCAACUUAGUUUUUGAUGUUUUAUGGUUGAAAAAGUUUUUCAUUUAUGAGUAUCACAAGGUUGGAUGUGCUAUUAUUAAGAAUAUAUUUGGGAAAGACGAGGUCGGUCUUUACACUUCUAAAUAUUGAUUCAGAACCUUCUAAAAUAUCUUCAUUAAUGAACGAGAGGGUUUGCCUUACUUAAAUAAUCCUAUCGGCUUCUCAACUUGCUUAAAAGCUUCCAUUCUUCUUCAUCAUCAAAAUUAAAUUUAUUUCUCUUUUCGUUUCGCCCUUUUUUCUAUCUUCCAAUUGAAAUCGAUUGAAAACUGCGAGAUAAG